AUGGCUUCGUUCUACAUUGAAAACAAAAACGUCGGCAACAAGGCCGAUUCGGAGGAUUGGAGAAUUCGCGGCUACAACCCUCUCACCCCUCCCGACCUCCUCCAGCACGAGAUUGCCCAGACAUCCGAGUCCAAGCGGACGGUCCUCGAGUCCCGCAACGAGGCCGUUGCUGUCGUCAACGGCACCGAUGACAAGAACCGUCUGCUGGUCGUGGUCGGCCCCUGCUCCAUCCACGACCCCGCGGCCGCGCUGGCCUACUGCGACCUGCUACUCACGGCCAAGGAGAAGCACAAGGACGAGCUGCUCAUCGUCAUGCGCUCGUACCUCGAGAAGCCGCGCACCACGGUCGGCUGGAAGGGCCUGAUCAACGACCCGGACAUUGAUGGCAGCUUCCAGAUCAACAAGGGCCUGCGCCUCGCCCGCCAGCUCUUCGUCGACCUCACCCACCGCGGCAUGCCCAUCGCCAGCGAGAUGCUCGACACCAUCUCCCCGCAGUUCCUCGCCGAUCUGCUGUCCGUUGGCGCUAUCGGCGCCCGCACCACCGAGAGCCAGCUGCAUCGCGAGCUCUCCAGCGGCCUCAGCUUCCCCGUCGGCUUCAAGAACGGCACCGACGGCUCCCUCGGCGUCGCCAUCGACGCCAUUGGCGCCGCCAAGCACCCCCACCAGUUUCUCUCCGUCACCAAACCCGGCGUCGUCGCCAUCGUUGGCACCACCGGCAACGAAGACUGCUUCGCCAUCCUCCGCGGCGGCACCAAGGGCACCAACUACGACGCCGCCAGCAUCGCCGAGGCCAAGGCUGCCCUGGAGAAGAAGGGCGUCAGCCAGCGCCUUAUGGUCGACUGCAGCCACGGCAACUCGCUCAAGGAUCACAAGAACCAGCCCAAGGUCGCUGCGGUUAUUGCGGAGCAGAUUGCCAAGGGCGAGAACGCCAUCAUGGGCGUCAUGAUUGAAAGCAAUCACAACGAGGGCAACCAAAAAGUUCCCGCCGAGGGCAAGUCUGGCCUCAAGUACGGUGUCAGCAUCACCGAUGCUUGCAUUCACUGGGAGGACACCGUUAAGGUCCUUGACAACCUUGCUGAUGCUGUCAAGCAGCGUCGCAAGGUCAUCAAUGGCUCCGCUUAA
Molecule: messenger RNA, 1122 nt
Organism: Cordyceps fumosorosea ARSEF 2679
Lineage: Eukaryota; Fungi; Ascomycota; Sordariomycetes; Hypocreales; Cordycipitaceae
Product: phospho-2-dehydro-3-deoxyheptonate aldolase
Exons: 4
Coding region: 1-1122 (373 amino acids)
Biological process (GO): aromatic amino acid biosynthetic process
Cellular component (GO): cytoplasm
Molecular function (GO): 3-deoxy-7-phosphoheptulonate synthase activity
Source: RefSeq, a predicted model, not a curated record